CCUCCAUCCCGAUCCUGUCCAUACCCCUCCAGCCAUUGUUUAUCACAACGCAAAGAACCUAACAUUACUCUUUUGGUCCCAGCCAGGUUCAACUUGAGUAUCGAGCAUGCCGUUGACGAUACUCACGGACGAAGACGUGCGUAGUUUACUGCUACAGCUUACCAAGCAAGACAUCCAAGACCUGCAGCAAAGUCUCGCAGAUGCGUUACACUACUAUUCGACAUCCACGGAGAAUGAUUCAAACGGCUGCUCCUCGUCGUAUCAACCGCUGCGCACAUCACUAAAACGCAGCGAUGGCCAAACAACGCUUCUCAUGCCGGCUAGCAGCAAUGAUGGAAUUGGUGUAAAGAUAGUUACGCUGGCGACUCCUGAUGAGAAGACGCAUUCACACACCGCCUCGAUUACUUCCUCUCUCGACACGCUGUCCCUGUCUCAGCAUUCUACACAGGCCGAUGCCUCCUCGACAACCGCACCUGAACCUCCACAGUCGCUUGCGAGUGCACAGAGUACAACACCAAAGGGCAGUCUUACCCUUUUCGACAAGAAUGGCAACCCCAGGGCACUGGUGAAUGCAGAGGAGAUCACGGCAUUCAGAACAGCCCUCGCGAGUACCAUGCUGUUUAAGAAACGGCAAAACGUACAUGACAUUGUGGUGUUCGGCGCGGGCAAGCAGGCGUAUUGGCAUAUAAGACUUGCGCUGCUAUUGCGCGGAUCCGAUGUCCACCACCUCAACAUCAUUAACCGCGACUUCGAGCGCGUACAUCUUUUGCUCCAGAAACUAUACAAUCCGCACGAGCAACCAGAGCAAUGGUCAGCCUCUAAUGAACGGGUCCCUCAUUACCGCCAGGCUGAAGGUCAUAUAACUACCGAUCUGCCGAGGCCGAAGAUUCAGAUCCUGACACCGGGGCACAGCGAGUACGAGAGACUGUUGAAGAGUACGAUUCGAGCGAGCAGCGUCAUUUUCUUCACCACCCCUUCUCUCACCCCGCUCUUCCCCGCACCGUAUCUCACGAAUCCAGAGGGCAGGAAGAAAGGCCGCUAUCUCGCCGCUAUCGGAAGUUAUAAACCGAACAUGGUGGAAAUCCACCCAGACAUUCUGCGCCAAAACGUCGCGCCCGAGCACGGUCAUUGGCAUUUUCACAAGCAUGCUCAACAGGCUGGCGCCGUCGUUGUCGAUAGCGUGGAGGCUUGUCUCAAGGAAGCCGGAGAGGUUAUACAGGCUGGCCUGGGCCCGAAUGAAGUGGUGGAGAUAGGAGAACUACUCAUGCUGAAGCGCGACGCUGAACGACGGCGGUUGGAGUGCCAGGCGAACAAAAGUGCAGAGGGAUUGGAUGAAGGUGGAGUCGAGCUCGGCGAGUGCGAGAAGUCGAAGAAGAAGCGGAGAGGGAAUAGUCAGAAGGAUCACGAUAGGGAGGAUAAGGCGCACCAGAGUUUGAUGGACUGGUUGCAGAAGGGGAAUGUGAUAUACAAGAGUGUGGGGUUGGGCUUGAUGGACGUUGUUGUUGGGAGCGAUCUGGUUCGGUUGGCAGAUGAGCGAGGAAUUGGAACGAGGAUUGAGAACUUCUAG
Messenger RNA from Cucurbitaria berberidis CBS 394.84, 1567 nucleotides. Its product is annotated as NAD(P)-binding protein. The record is from RefSeq and is a predicted model, not a curated record. Gene Ontology annotation, cellular component: cytoplasm. The coding region runs from base 107 to 1567 and encodes 486 amino acids. The transcript has 2 exons. Lineage: Eukaryota; Fungi; Ascomycota; Dothideomycetes; Pleosporales; Cucurbitariaceae.